UUUCCCUUCCCUCGUUCGCUGACUCUAUCCACUUCGGCAACACCCAAAAAUCUCGAGCAGCGUGGUGAAAUCCAAAACCCCCACUCCUCCGACCGCCCGCCGCCGCUGCAUGCUCCCAUGGCGCUCGUCUCCACCACCACCGUCGCCUCGUCGUCCUCCUACCACUGCGACCCGCUCUUCCCGUCCGCCGCCCGGAGCUGGUGCCGCCCCAGGAGCCGCGGCGGCGGCGGCCGCCGCCGCGCCAGGCUCUCCGUACCAUCCGCGAGGCUGAGCGCGCCACCAUCCGCCUCCGCCUCCACGGGGGAGCGGGACAGGUACUCCUACGAGGUGGACUCCCUGAUCGACCGGCUCAGCAACCUGGCCCCGCGGGGCUCCAUCGCGAAAUGCCUCGAGACGGCGCGGCACCGCCUCACCCUCCAGGACUUCGCCGCCGUGUACCGCGAGUUCUCCCGGCGCGGCGACUGGCAGCGCUCCACGCGCCUCUUCAAGUACAUGCAGCGCCAGUCGUGGUGCCGCCCCGACGAGCACAUCCACGCCAUCGUCAUCGGCGUGCUGGGCCGCCAGGGCCCGGCGCUCCUCGACAAGUGCCUCGAGGUCUUCCACGACCUCCCCGCCGACGCCCGCACCGCGCUCUCCUACACCUCCCUCAUCGCCGCCUACGCGCGCAACGCGCUCCACGAGGAGGCCCGCGCGCUGCUCGACCAGAUGAAGGCCGCCGGGGUCGCCCCCACCGCCGCCACCUACAACACCGUGCUCGCCGCCUGCGCGCGCGCCGCCGACCCGCCCGUGCCCUUCCACGCGCUCCUCGGCCUCUUCGCCGAGAUGCGCCACGACGCGUCCCCGGCCGUGCGCCCAGACCUCACCACCUACAACACCCUCCUCGCCGCCGCCGCCGUGCGCGCGCUCAGCGACCAGGCCGAGAUGCUGCUGCGCACCAUGCUCGAGGCCGGCGUCUCGCCGGACAACACCUCCUACCGGCACAUCGUGGCUGCCUUCGCCGGCGCUGGAAACCUCUCCCGUGUCGCCGAGCUGUUCGGCGAAAUGGCCGACACGGGGCACACCCCGGACCCUUCCGCGUACCUCGGCCUCAUGGAGGCGCACACGCGGAUCGGCGCCACGGCAGAAGCGGUGGCGGUGCUGCGGCAGAUGCAGGCCGAUGGAUGCGCGCCCACCGCCGCAACCUACCGUGUCCUGCUCGACCAGUAUGGAAAACAGGGGCGGUUCGAUGGCGUGCGCGAGCUCUUCCGGGAGAUGAGGACCGCCGUGCCUCCAGACACGGCAACCUACAAUGUGCUCUUCAACGUGUUCGGGGACGGCGGAUUCUUCAAGGAGGUGGUGGAGCUCUUCCACGAUAUGCUUCGUACCGGCAUAGAACCGGACAUGGAGACCUGCGAAGGUGUCUUGGCUGCGUGUGGCCAGGGUGGUCUCCACGAGGAUGCCAGAGAAGUUCUUGAGUAUAUAUCAAAAGAAGGAAUGGUGCCUACUGCAAAGGCCUACACUGGCCUAAUUGAGGCGCUCGGUCAUGCAGCCAAGUAUGAGGAGGCCUACGUUGCAUUCAACAUGAUGACUGAAAUCGGUAGCUUGCCAACGAUAGAGACCUAUAAUUCUCUUGCAAAUGUGUUUGCCAAGGGUGGGCUUUUCCAGGAGGCAGAGGCCGUCUUUUCUCGGAUGACCAACAGCGCUGGCAUUCAGAAAAACAAAGAUUCAUUUGAUGCCCUCAUCGAAGCGUACUGCCAGGGUGCACAGUUAGAUGACGCUGUGAAGGCAUACAUGGAGAUGCGCAAGUCCAGGUUUAACCCAGAUGAACGCUCCCUUGAGGGGGUACUCGAUGCCUACUGCAUAGCGGGGGUUAUAGAUGAGAGCAAAGAGCAGUUUGAGGAGAUCAGAUCUGACAUGACUGUGCCUAGCAUUAUUGCUUACUGCAUGAUGCUGUCACUAUAUGCUAGGAACGACAGGUGGGCUGAUGCUUAUGAUCUGCUGGAAGAAAUGAAAUCAAAUCGUGAUAGUAAUACACAUCAAGUGAUUGCCUCUAUGAUAAAAGGGGAGUACGAUGAUAGCUCCAAUUGGCAAAUGGUCGAAUACGUCCUCGACAGCAGUAACUUGGAAGGAUGUGACUACAGUUUACGAUUUUUUAAUGCUCUCCUUGAUGUGCUUUGGUGGUUCGGACAAAAGGCUCGGGCUGAAAGAGUUCUAGAACAUGCGAUAAAUUAUGGACUCUUCCCUGAAUUAUCCCGUGAUACUAAGCUGAUCUGGUCUCUUGAUGUACAUAGGAUGUCGGUUGGUGGAGCAUUGGUGGCUGUGUCAGUAUGGCUCAAUAAACUUCAUACCAGACUAAAAGCAGAGAAAGAUCUUCCCCAACUGGCCUCUGUUGUUGUAUUUUUUAUGACUGCCAGGAGAGGGAAAAUGGAGAAAAGCACGGUCACAAGAGGACUGCCGAUCGCAAAAGUCGUGUACUCCUUUAUCAACGAUACACUGUCAUCAUCCUUCCAUUACCCAAAAUGGAACAAGGGGCGGAUCAUAUGCCUGAAGUCCCAGCUGAAAAAGGUGCAAGCAGCCAUAGAUUCCUCAAACGGAGUGGCCACCCCAGGUUUUGUCCAGAUGACGGACUCCCGCUUGCCGUCUCCUGGCUCGAAAAUAUACACUCGGGAGGCCCAAGCCGAGAACGGCUCGGCCCAUGCCGCAGCCGAGUCAUUGGUGGAAGAAAAGGAGUCGGAACUCCUUGCACUGUGAGCUCUCAGGGUUUUGCAGAUAUGGUAUUAUCUGGCUGAACAAGGGAAGUUGAGGCGCAGGAAUAGCAGUUUUGGGGUUUGGGCAUUCAGAGAACGUCCGUGCCAUGCAUUUGCAGUGCCUCGCUUGCUUCAACCAUACGCGGUCGAUGCGGCUGCAAAUCUUACGAAUCUUGUCUGGAACAGCCGUACGUGCAUGCAAGAACUCCUGAAGCCUUGGACAGUGCUGGACUACAGGUGCAUCGCAGGUUUUUAGCUCAAUGUAGGUAGGAUCAGAUUCAGAUCACGCACUUGUUGUUUAGUGAUAGUUGCUCUGUAUGCCACUCGCGCUUUUAUACGGCAUGAUUCUCCUUUGAACAAUGCAAACCUGUAAAACAUGGCGGCCUCGCCUUCCUGACGAGCUCCAGCCAAACAUAUCAGUUGCUGGUGCGUUCUGGCGCAGGUAAAGUUAAGAGUUUUGCAGAACUGCA
Molecule: messenger RNA, 3196 nt
Organism: Lolium rigidum
Lineage: Eukaryota; Viridiplantae; Streptophyta; Magnoliopsida; Poales; Poaceae
Product: pentatricopeptide repeat-containing protein At1g74850, chloroplastic
Exons: 5
Coding region: 118-2730 (870 amino acids)
Molecular function (GO): protein binding
Source: RefSeq, a predicted model, not a curated record